Messenger RNA from Conger conger (European conger), 1035 nucleotides. It is a transcript of the gene cts12, whose product is annotated as cathepsin 12. Gene Ontology annotation, biological process: immune response. Gene Ontology annotation, molecular function: cysteine-type endopeptidase activity. Bases 1 to 1035 code for a protein of 344 amino acids. Gene Ontology annotation, cellular component: lysosome. The transcript has 7 exons. The record is from RefSeq and is a predicted model, not a curated record. Lineage: Eukaryota; Metazoa; Chordata; Actinopteri; Anguilliformes; Congridae.
AUGUCUCUAGAGUGGUUGAGCUCCAUUAUGGGGACCACACUUGUGUCCCUACUCUUGUGUCAGUGUCUCCUGCCGGUGCUGUGUUCAGAAGAGGAGAUGGACACAGAGUGGAAGGCCUGGAAGAGGAGCUUUGGUGUGUCCUACACUGAGACUGAUGAUAAUGAACGCAGAGUCAUCUGGGAGGAUAACAUGAAGCUAAUUGAGGAAAACAACGCGGACUUCCUCAAAGGCACCAAGAGAUUCAGUAUGGCCAUGAACAAAUAUGGUGACCUGAACCGAAAUGAGUAUGGGAGGCUGCAGGGCACUAAGAUCGACGCUCGCACUAUCAAGCGCGGGAAGCAGGUGUCUGCCCGGAAGCUUCGCCUAGCCGGCAAGAAAUCUAAGAAAUUCAGUUUCGACUACAGAAAAAUGGGCUAUGUCACACGUGUCAAGGAUCAGGGCUACUGCGGCUCCUGCUGGGCCUUCAGCACUACGGGUGCCAUUGAGGGCCAAAUGUACAAGCAGACAGGAAGGCUGGUGUCACUGAGCGAGCAGAACCUGGUGGACUGCUCCCGGCCUUACGGGACGUUCGGCUGCAGUGGAGCCUGGAUGGCCGACGCCUAUGAAUACGUGUUGCACAACGGGCUGCAGUCAGAGGCCUCCUACCCUUACACCGCAGAGGAUACCCAGCCCUGUUACUAUAGCAGCAGAAAGGCAGUGGCCCGGAUCAGAGAUUACAGGUUUAUUCCCGCUGGGGAUGAGCAGGCCCUGGCGGAUGCCGUGGCAACGGUUGGCCCAAUCACGGUAGCUUUGGAUGCAGACCACCCCAGCUUCAUGUUCUACAGCUCAGGAAUCUAUGAGGAAUCCAACUGCAACCCGAACAACCUAAGCCAUGCCGUCCUGCUGGUGGGAUAUGGUACUGAGGGGGGAAAGGACUACUGGCUGAUCAAGAACAGCUGGGGUACCGGGUGGGGAGAAGGUGGCUACAUGCGCAUGCUCAGGAACGAGAACAACGCUUGCGGCAUAGCCAGCUACGCUCUCUACCCCAUUGUUUGA